AUGUUAGCCCGUGCGACCAACCCGGUCAAUAUCUGCCUGCGAUGCCAGAGAAAUCUUGCCAGGGUCAACCUCAGUCUACCCAGCGGUGCAGAGUCCGUCCACAAUCGGGGCCUACGGCGAUGGCAGAGUGUAGCGACACAUCAACUACCGCACGAAGAAGUUGGCGAAGUCCAUGAGGACGACGCUAAACCCUCCUCUGAAGGCAUCGAUGCGCAACUCCAAGCUACAUUGCCGUCUCGGCCUAACAACCUCCGACGUCUGAAUUUUCGAAAAUGGAAGCCCAAACCCACUGCGCAACUCGGGGUCAAUUCCCUGGGCAAACCUGCGGAGGUGCUGCUCCUGCCCACAAGAGAUCGUCGAAUACCUCAAGUGCCCAAAGAUGAAGGGAAGGAAAAGAUGCUUGGGAGCACACUGCAAGAGUCCAUCGCCUCGGAGAACGUCCCGCUGAGCGGACAGAAGCUGGCGGAGAACAUCGAGCAGGUUCGCGCCUUGGUGGGCAAGAUGCGCGGGCAGCUAGAAAAGCACGAGUGGACAACAUUAAAGAGGCACCUGCAUAGUGGAUUUCAGAAACAGCAGUUGAGAAAGUACAUUCGCCUGCGCCGAGGCAAUUUCUCUUUCCCAGAGGAUCUGGAGAAAUGCAACAAGAGGGAUCUCAUCAAAUAUUUGGUGGAAGAAGUCUGGGGCUUCACGACUCCGGUGCACGAUGAGUCUGUCGUUUCCACAAGCAGCCAGUCGAAGAUGGCCUUGACCCUGACUGAACCCGUCAAAUUCGACCACCUCCUCAUGCAUCCCAGUCAGCCGCUGAAGACAAUCGCCGAAGAGUUUGACGUCCAGAUCGAUGUUUAUCCGUCACAAUUUAAAAUUAGAACAAUGGGAUCCAAAGCCAACGCCCAGCAAGCGCUGCAGAGGAUUUCUCGUUACGCCAAGAAUCUGGGACAGAUUGUGAUACAGUUGAAGGGCACCCAUCGUGCCAUGUACCAAAGUCUUGCGACAAGGAAUUACUUGAAUUCAUACCUGAAAUCAAUCCAGCUGAAAUACCCAGGGUUAACUAUCGGCAUGGACGAGCAGUGCAUCAGAAUUGUCCACCUUGCCAAUCAGCGUGGUGCUGACCAAGCCCGUCGUGAGAUCCUGCUUUCUGUGUCAAUGGAGAAUGUUUCAGAGAAGUCGCUCGUCUGGCCGCGAAUGGACACAUCGGCGUCUACCCACCAGCCUUUCCCGACUCCUCCUGAAUUUCCUGCGCUAUUCCAUCAGUCUCCGUGGCUGAGGCUGGUGUCUACCACCCCAGGUUUGCAGACUUCCAAUGCUGGCACUCGCACAGAUAUCGCACUUGCACCGGUUCUGCAAGGUCUCCAGGAUGCCUUUGAUCAGGUCUCUGGACUUCGCAAUGCGGACAGUCGUCAGGAACUCUACUAUGAUGUGACAGCCAAAUUUGGGCAAGCUUUGAUGCAAGAGCUUCCACACUCUGCGACGGGCACUGUCAAUGAUGGUCCUCCUUCGUCCACCACUCUGGGUGGUCAAGGGUCAAUCAGUGAAGGUUCCACAGAAGCAAGAACAGAGCAACCAGAGAAAACGUACGGAACUCAGAGACAACAUUUCGUCGGAGGGGGGGCUUUUUUGGCACAACACCUUGCGUUGAUGGAACCAUGGGUUGAUCACCCACGAAACCCUUCACAGGAUAUUGACAAACACACCCGGGCUAUACUGCGUCUUGAGCUUUCACCCGUUCCAAUCUCGAAAGACUUGCCGUCUUUUGAGGUGUUUGUCACCGCAGGCGAGGCUGUUGGUGGACAGCGACCCCGACUCAAAAUCAUUCGGGUAUCGGCCAUUCACCAAGAAAAGCAUUUUACGGUGCUGUGUCCACACUCUCACGUGGACGUGCAAUUCACGCAACGGCUCAAGCAAGACCUCGUCUACCCUGGAUCUUCCGAGAGCGACACCGUACAACUCUUGACGAAUGCCCUGCGUGCCUAUGUCGGCAAUGCGCAAGGUCACAGUUCUUCGGAUUGGGUGUUUCUGCCAUUUGUCGGCCUACAAGUACACCCCGAUUUGCGAGAGGCGCACAAAGGGGCUCAGCGCGUCGUCGGUAAAGACGAAAAGCAGGGUACUCACCGAGAAGCAGCGACAGCAGGCAAGAAAAGCUCUCGAGGGAUGGCCGAGAAGAAACAGGAAUAUAUUCUCCGGUCAGUAGACGUCAUCGACAUUGAUUCGCGGCUCUUCUUGAUGGAGUCCUUCAAGCUCUCUAGGACCAAGUCUAGUCCCAAGUCGACCUCCACGCGCACGACCAAGCCCACAGCAAAGUCUUUCUGCUUGGACCACGUCACAUACACCGGCACGACUGCUACGAGACAAGAGAUUCGUCUUGCAGAGCGACCCUUGCUGUGCUCUCCCACGUUGACACAACCGGAUUUGCCUGUGUUUGUGCAGGCUGCCCUGGACAUAGUCAAACGACUAGACAGAGACCCGGUGAAGGCCCCUAUGGCCAAGAUGGCUCUCUGA
Fonsecaea erecta is the source of this 2496-nucleotide messenger RNA. RefSeq lists its product as hypothetical. The record is from RefSeq and is a predicted model, not a curated record. The transcript has a single exon. Bases 1 to 2496 code for a protein of 831 amino acids. Lineage: Eukaryota; Fungi; Ascomycota; Eurotiomycetes; Chaetothyriales; Herpotrichiellaceae.